This is a messenger RNA of Spodoptera frugiperda (fall armyworm), 1969 nucleotides long. Its product is annotated as ubiquitin-conjugating enzyme E2 G1. The transcript is spliced from 5 exons. The record is from RefSeq and is a predicted model, not a curated record. Gene Ontology annotation, biological process: protein polyubiquitination; proteasome-mediated ubiquitin-dependent protein catabolic process. Bases 123 to 629 code for a protein of 168 amino acids. Gene Ontology annotation, molecular function: ubiquitin conjugating enzyme activity. Lineage: Eukaryota; Metazoa; Arthropoda; Insecta; Lepidoptera; Noctuidae.
CGGAAACAAGCAGUAACUCAUAUGUUUCAAUGUUUCACAACCUGCUCAAAACUCAGACAGCCAUCUUUUGUGGAAAAAUCAUUUGUUUCGUCUCGUCAGGGUAAAUUUCGCAAUUGUAAUUAAUGUCAGAGCCACAGUCUUCGCUUUUAUUGAAAAAGCAGCUAGCUGAAUUGAACAAAAAUCCAGUAGAAGGCUUUUCUGCUGGGUUGAUAGAUGACAAUGACAUAUACAGAUGGGAAGUCCUCAUCAUCGGUCCUCCAGACACGUUAUAUGAGGGUGGAUUCUUCAAGGCACACUUACAUUUUCCUAAAGAAUAUCCUCUGAGGCCACCGCGGAUGAAAUUUGUCACUGAAAUAUGGCAUCCGAAUAUUGAAAAGAAUGGUGAUGUUUGCAUAUCAAUAUUACAUGAACCUGGUGAUGACAAGUGGGGCUAUGAGAAAGCCUCGGAGCGGUGGUUGCCAGUGCACACAGUUGAGACCAUUCUUAUAAGUGUAAUUUCCAUGCUGGCAGACCCUAACGAUGAGAGCCCCGCUAAUGUUGAUGCCGCGAAAGAAUGGAGAGAGCGAUAUUCGGAUUUCAAAAAGAAAGUUGCGAGAUGUGUUAGGAAAAGUCAAGAAGAUUGUUUUUAGGAGAGAGAGGGGAACUAGAUCACAAUAUAUUAUCAUUGGAGAAGGGCCACAUGUGACAACCGUACCAAAAGCAUACCACAUUGAAUAAUUUUCACGCUAGGUCGCUGCACGCACCAACCAGUUUUUACUCAAUCAAGACCCGCGUACGCCUUUAGUAGACGAGUGCUCAUUCUGUUUCUUUUUACAGAAAGAAUGGAGAGAAUCAUAUUCGGAGUUUAAAAGGAAAGUAGCACAGUGUGUGAGAAAGAGCCAAGAGGAUUGUUCCUAAGUAACAGUGCCCUUUUUCAUUAAUUUAGUUGGAUAGUGAGUGUUUGGUGAUGCAGUUAGGACGUUGUUGAGAGCAGGCCCCGGCGUGACUCAUAGUGCGGGCCCACCCACCCGGGCCAGAGACAAUAUUGAAAUUGAUUUAAAAUAAAUACUUAUUGUAAUUAAAAGGUAUCGCUGCCGUAUUUUAUAAAUAAUAAAUUAAAAUAGAAUCCAAGGUCUUUUUCAUCUUUUUUAAGACAUGUUAGAGCUAUUGUUAUAAUAAUGAAAUAUGUAUGGUAAUUUUUAUAGAAAAACAAAUCUGCAUUUUGUUGUCUUUACUUCCUAAUAUGACUACAAGUUUGAUCUCUGUAUAGUAGAAACCAAAUCUGAAGUAAUUUAAAACAAUGAAUAAUUAUUUAUUACGUAUCGCAACUUAUUUUAUUGUAAAAAUAUAAACAAACAUGCAAUACUUAAAACAUGUCAAAAUUAUAAAAAAUGUAAAAUGAGCUACCAAACUUAUAAUUUGCACGAUGAUUAGUUACCGACUUGAUGCAAUGCAAUACUAAUUGUGUUAUUGGUAGCCUUUAUAACGUCGCUUCUCAGAAUUACAAUUUUAUUCUAGUGCUAAUUUUAGUAGUUUUAAUACUUAAUUAUAAUUUUUACUGAAUAAAUAUAACUUUUGUAAACUUAUAAUUGUAUCGAUUCUACCUUGCCCUCUAUGCACAUAUGAAUAAAGCACAGGUUGACAAAAUAGCAGCUGUUAGACUAUCGCAAAGCGAUGGUGUAGCGAGCUACAUAUAACACUUACAAAUUUUGCUCAACUUUGAAACUAGGCAGGAAGAUAUUAUGUUGAAACUGUUUGAUAUCUUUUUAGUUUUGUACAUUAGUUCUCAAUAUUGUCAAUUAUGUUUUUGUGUACAAUUCAAAGAAAAGCUUUGUUACCAUUUUGGAUGUGAAAAUUAAUAUAGUUAUAAAGAUGAUAAAUGAAAACCCCUCAUAUUCGCUCGUAUAUCAUCGAACAUUGAUUUGUGACGUGUGUAUAAUACUUUUCCCUGUGUAUGUAUAUUUUUUGCUAUAAAAUCAUAAUGCAGUGA